AUGACUUCUGUCCACUCCAACAUCGAACUCCAGAAAGACAAUCCUCCAGUCACACUGGAGUCAUCUUAUCCCUCGUCGCAGCCAGAUGGUGGAUCGGCGACAUCAUCCCCUGACUGCUCAAGUUCAGUGGCUCCUGCAACUCCUAGGGAGGCCCGUGGUCGUUCCACCAGCAUUACAUCCCAGGACUCCAGCCGCCGCACCUUGCGUAGCCCUGGCAAGGGACGUGCUCGAUACAGUCCUUACCCUGGAGCACUGCAUCAUCAGUCUCGAGGAAUCAAGUUCGGCGACAUCGUUGAUAGUCUUGGCUGCGAACUUCCGUUUGCAAUCUUAACAUCUAGCGACACAAGUCUUCCUGAGCCCGACGAGAUGUCUGAAGAUGCGAUUGCCCUCAUGAUCGACGCGCAGAGGUCUGCCCUUGUCGCUCGUGUCCAAGAAUGCAAUGCGCUCGACUCCAAGAUUCACGAGAAGGAACGACAGAUUCGGCUCCUCAAGUCCAUUAGGGCAACGCAGACGAACUGUAUCCACGUUACCGAGGAGAGUCUCCACAGGCUGGAGGACCUUGCGCAGUGCUAG
This is a messenger RNA of Fomitopsis serialis, 573 nucleotides long. RefSeq lists its product as uncharacterized. The record is from RefSeq and is a predicted model, not a curated record. The transcript has 3 exons. NCBI's taxonomy places the organism in Eukaryota, Fungi, Basidiomycota, Agaricomycetes, Polyporales, Fomitopsidaceae. Bases 1 to 573 code for a protein of 190 amino acids.